AUGAUCAGAGACGGCAAGAGUUAUGGGAGCUACCAAGAGGGCUACCCAAUAAGAGAGGAGAAUACUCAGUACCAGACGGACUCAGAUUAUAUUGUGAUCAAACGGUCCAUCAGCGAAGAAGUCCAAGAUGCGCUUUUUGCACACACAAGACGCCUUCAGGAAGGCCAAGUAUUUCAGACUCAUAGAGAGUCAACCCCCUGGCAGGACGUGAAUCCUUUCAAUCCAUAUGAUCCCUUUCAUCUCAACCGGAAUUUGAACUAUCAGCCGCCCAAGUGUGUAUCAUUCGGAGUACCGCUUAGCUUUGAUGUCGGUCUGAAAGCGUCCACUGUCAAGCAAACUUUAGGCGGAUUCAGAUCUGACCCAUCCCACCGGGGACAUGCCGGCCAAAGGCUUGAUUUCGCUAGUUCGCGGAUGCCCGGUUAUGGAAAAGUGGUUCUUUAUCGAACGGAUGCGACAACCAACGAGGAGCAGGACCCUCAGUUCUCAUGGACCCAUAUGCAAACCGACACGAAGAGCUUUGAUGAUUUCCUGCGCUUUGCAUCAAACGUGCCGAAUUUGGCAGAUGAAGAUAGGGCUCUCGUCGUGUCUCUCCUCAAGCGAGCACAGCGGAAUCUCCCUGGAUCGAGUGAGCCACACACUGUGAUCCGCUGUGUUGGCUCCAAUUCGACCAAGGACCAUACCGAAAAGUCGGCCAUCUUCCUCCGUCUUCCUUACUAUUCAACCCAGAGAAUGGAUCCAGCGCAAUCUUUUCGCAAGUCCGGCCAUUCCACGCGCAGCCUACUACAGUAUUUUUACAACCUAGAGUCUACCAGGAACCGCGAUAUGCAGCAAGUAAUUCGAAAAUCAGGAGUAUUUCCGAAGGGCCAUAUUGUUCAUGUCUCCGAAUUGUGGGCAGUGAUUGUCAAUUUUCAAGUCAUCAUUACCAGUGCACCCAUACCUCUUAUGGAUGGAGCGAGUCCCUCGUUGGAAAUCAUGGGCCCCCCAGCGACCCAGUUAUUAUCCCCUUCCAAUAUUUGUGUCAUCAACCCCGAUCAGCGUGUGUUCUUCUUUCCUGUGGAGCAUUGCAAGACAUUCUUUGCGAUGAGAGACAGGAUUUCCAGAUAUUGCCUGCCGGAGCUCGAAGGCCGCAAUUAUGGAGGUCGUGAAUAUGGAGGAUAUCAAGACCGUGUCUCUGAAAACCAUGGGUAUGAAGACCGCAGGUACAAGGGGCGUGGUUAUGAAGCUCGUGGGUAUGGAGGCCGCGAGUAUGAAGGUGGAGGCCGUGGGUAUGGAGGCCGCGAGUAUGGAGGCCGCGAGUAUGGAGGCCGCGAGUAUGGAGGCCGCGAGUAUGGAGGCCGCGAGUAUGAAGGUGGAGGCCGUGGGUAUGAAGGCCGUGAGUAUGAAGGCCGCGAGUAUGGAGGCCGCGAGUAUGAACGCCGUGGGUAUGAAGGCCGUGGCUCUGAAACUCGCGUGUAUGGAGCUCACAGGCGCGAAGGCCUAUAUGAUUUUAAAAUGCUUACCCAAGAAAAGGUUCCAAUCAGCGCAGAGGAUUGGACCAAACUAACAGCCGCAUGUGCAUCAACACUUCUUCGCAUUCACAUUGAGAUCUUCAUACCGGAGAGCUCAGAGGAGCGCCGAGAUAAGCAGAAACCAACGAAAAGGUGGAGAAUGCCGGUUUUCGAAGAGGAGUCUUCAAUCGCACAGGGAAAUGAACAGGGCCCAUCUGAAACAGAUAAAAGCGAUGAGUGGGAGAAAAAUCAGCAUGAUUCUCCUGAGACAGAUGAACAGGUUCAACCAGAGAUAGAUGAAGAUGAACAAGCUCCACAGGAGACGGAGGAGUCCACCGCGGAUUCCCAACAGGAUUGGGACUAUCAAUAUAACAGGCUAGAUGAGGCGCGUUAUACUGGAGCGAGGCAUCGAUUGCGACGGGCCACCAGGGUGCGAUCUCUCUCAUCUUUCCCCGGCGUGGUAAUCAACCAGAGACCUGCAGGUGGUGACGACAUAUCCGAUCCUUUGAACGUUUACUUCGAACCAACCAAGCCUGUUCUCUCUUGGGAUAAUGAGUCUAUUGAUCAAGAUAUUCUUCCCAAGGCAGCAGAUGCGGAAGCGCAUAUUGAUCACGGCCAUCAUUCCACGGUAUCCGAAACCUCACCCACAAACUCAUCUGCCUCCCAGGUCUCUUCCCCUUCUCGUCGACUGACUGUCAACUUGGAAUUCCCACCAGUCUUUACCUGGCAGACAAGAAAAAAAUCAUCGAUGAAAGAGAACACAGUCUCAAAAUCAAGCACCCCUCUGGAUAGCCCCAGCCCGGAUCAUCUGAAGUCGAACAUUCAGUCUCCAAAUGAGACAUCUGAGUUUUUGGGCGUGGAUGAGGAGACAAUAAAGCACGUCUCAGCGCAUAUCAACAACGGGCUCCUCGAGCCUACUGAUGGAGAUGGUUGGGAAGUCUAUAGGCAAGCGACGACAAAGUCCUAUUUUGAUGUGGAUCUGGCCAUCACACAAAGAUAUGCUGUUUCUCUUCCUGCAUUGAUCACAGAACAUGCUGAGAUUGUCCCCAACUUGCUUCCUCCAGAAACGGCGGCCUUGAAAGAUGUUGUCGAUUUGCAGACCAUCCCCCAAUGUUGGGACGCAUCUCACAUGAAGGAACGGAUCGACCGAACACGUCAUCAACAGAUGCCAGAGAUCUUCUUCGUAGCCAAUAUCGGCAUCACUGAUGAUGCUGGUCUUCAACAGGACGUCGACCCGGACGUACUGACUUUCAUCGUCGGGGAUUGCCGGAAAUGUGCUGCAUCUCACCAAUACUCCACCCGAUCGGAUGCCAUCGACCAUCUGUUUACGCACGUUAGCGCAGCUUUCCCUGAACAACGCUCGGUGAACGGCUGGCAAUCACGAUGGGUGAUGGACUUUGAAGAGUAUAUGACAUACAUAUGUCGGAAAGAUGACCACAUAAUCAUCAACGAGUUGAAAGACUUUCUAACAAGCCUGGAAAGAAUGGCAGCUCAGAUCCAGCACGGGGUGUCGGCUAAUGGAGAGUUUGACCGGGACACGUACCGCAUCCCAUCAAGUUUGGUUGAUGCCUUCCAGGAUCUCUUGAUGAUGGUCGUGACCAGUGCGCAUCUCGUCAAGAAUUCUCAUAAGAAACGAGAGAUUUACACAGGUGCCCACCCGGUGUCAACCUUCUUGAAGUCGUCAGAUGUGGAUGGGAUCACGGAUGCUGGGACAGAGGCAGAGAUGUCUAUGGAAAGUGCCAUGAGAGACAUUGUCUUGAUGACCUAUACUGACGAGCUAUUCGAUGUCGUGACCUACGAAGCCGUGGGUCCUGGAUUAGUCCUCGCCCUUAUCAUGGGUGACAUCCGCUGCAGAGAUUCGCAAAGCAAUCCGGUCAACUUGCUCGAAAUCUAUCGUGAAUACGUCCGCAAUCUGCAAUUCAAAGCGAGUCAAAAUCCCCACCGACGCCUACUACAGGAUAUCUAUCUAGUCCGCGAGGAGCUAGAAAUACUCCAAAAGGCCUCUGAGAGACAGCGCCUUGUCCUUGCAAACUACUUAAGCGUCAUAAACCCACAUUCUUUCCGCAUAACCACCGAAUCUCGUAUCUCCUCAUUCGAGCUUGAGAAAGCGCGAAUCAACAAGCUCAUAAGCCAGCUCAACACUGAGCUCGGAGCAAUCUCACUCCUAAACAUAAAGCUUGACUCAUUGGCCAACCAGACGCGCAGCGGGGUAGACGUGCGACAAGAAGACCAGGGAAAGGCCAUCCUAGUAUUCACCAUCGUGACUGUAGUGUUCAUGCCUUUAUCAUUUGUGACCAGCUAUCUUGGCAUGAACACCAAUGACAUCCGCAACAUGGACAGCUCGCAGACGCUGUUUUGGACUGUCUCCGCUCCGCUGACCGUGGGGAUUAUUACGAUCGUCUUGUUGGUUGCGUUCCAGGUUGAUCGUAUUCGAGAGAUGUUUGACGCUUUUUGGACGUAUGACUCUACGCUGGCGGCAAAAUCUGGCUCGGCUGUUUUGCGCAGGGAAGGGACGAACGAUCACAUUGAAAACCCCUCUGGAUUGUCCACAUCGAGGAACUGGAUUACAGGUAGCUGGCCUGCAGGAAAGAAGACUGAGCUAAAUGACCCAAUCAGCGUUUAG
Molecule: messenger RNA, 4110 nt
Organism: Penicillium vulpinum
Lineage: Eukaryota; Fungi; Ascomycota; Eurotiomycetes; Eurotiales; Aspergillaceae
Exons: 8
Coding region: 1-4110 (1369 amino acids)
Biological process (GO): transmembrane transport; metal ion transport
Cellular component (GO): membrane
Molecular function (GO): magnesium ion binding; cobalt ion transmembrane transporter activity; cobalt ion binding
Source: RefSeq, a predicted model, not a curated record